AUGGGACUGAAGAGGGUAGGCGCGCACGCAACCGUGCUCCACUCCGUUGGUCACAGCGAAUGUCGCAGAGUAAGCUCCAUUGUCUGUGGCUUGCGCCAUCAAGCCAGUGUGGAGCUGACGCACCAUCUGAGUGAACCAUUGGGGACAGCCGAAUACCUGCGUGAUUUUUCACAGUCCAUCGCGAUUCACCGCGUCGAAGGCUUCCGUCAGAUCCAUGGAGGUAAAAUAGAAGUGGGUCCGUCACUCUUGGCUCUUCUCCUGGAUCUGGCGAGCAGCAGUUUUCAUGUCGGUGAUUGCGCUGCGUCACCGGGGUCCACACUGACUUUCCCAGAGAAGCCCUUGUUUCAGGUGAACCCUGAGGCGGUUGAGGAGAACGGGGGCAAAGAUCUACCUGGGAAUAAUGAGCAGCAACAUUCUUCUGUGAUUGUCAAAGAUUUGGCGGUCCUCUUUCCGCUUGAAGAGGUGAACCAUUUUUGUGUCCCUGAAAUAUGUCGGACAGAAAUUUGUUGCCUUCCAUUCGGAUAAAAGUCUUAAAAAUUCAAGUGACAAAUUUAAGAUAAGCAUCAGUGGUUUGGAGAGUUCAUCUGUCAAUAUCUUUAAGAAAUAUGCCGGUAUAUUGUCCGUACCCGAUGACUUAGCUUCGUUAAGACUUUGCAGCUUUCUUUUUUCAGGAGUCGCUAGGAGGGGUGUAGACUCAAGUACCGGCUCAAUCCGUCUUCCCCUUCUGUUUCUACGGGGUCCUGGACUGAGUCUUUAGACACCAUCGUGGAUUUGGAGACGCUACACGUAAAAGUUCUGUUAUUUAAACCGAACUCAGUACGCAUCCAGCAAUGUUACAGCUUCAGCUGACAGAGGACACACAGCAGCAAGAGUCGGUCAGAGGCGCAUAUGUUUCACGUAUAUCUUGGUUAGGAGACUCAGGAUAUGCAUGUUACUACUAGGACCUUCAAACUCCUGAAUAAUAGAACAUAUCUCCCCAUGGAUCAUCGAUGGCGUUUCGCUCAAGCCAAGCGCUGGGGCACUUUGCGUAGAUCUAAAACGGAUACUGCUAGCUGAGACUUCAAAGCUUCAUGGGAGUCUGGGGCGCUGCGUAAGGACAGGAAUGCGGUAAAAGAACAUCAGUAGUGUUCUAGGCAAGUUUUAUUUGCAUCUAAUGAAUCGUCAAAUUCAGCAAGAAUUUACAGUUCGAAGGCGUUGUAGCAGCCGCUGAAUUGUCCCCUCUCACGGCGUCUGUUCGUCCGUCAGUGACUGCUCAUUCGGACGUCCGACAGAACGCCUUCUCUCACAGGGUCAGUGGGGCAUGGAACGGACUACCUGAUGCGGUUGUUCUUUCCGAAAGUGUCGAAUCUUUUAAGUGUAGACUAGAUGCUCAUUUGUUGAAAAACUACUGUACAUAUAAUCACGAUUGUUUUAGCGGCGGCAGUUUGCUCCUGGCUCACCCUUACCGCUAACUUUUGAACUUUCCGCAUUUGAUAAUGUAAUUGGUGACUUUAUUUUUGCUUAUUGAUAUGAAUAGGGAGUUCAAGGGCAAAAGCCUCAUUCCCUUAAUAAACUGACUUAACCGCGCUUACCUACAAACACACUGCUGACGCAUGAUCACCCAUCAGGUCUGAGCUGGGACGUCUCUUAUUCAGUUGUAGUGAGUCAGGUCUGCGCGCACAAACUGCCUUACGCUCAUCGAACAGUCUGGCUUGUUACCCGCGUGCACUUGUUAUCAUGUCACCCGAAUAUGACCCUAAAUCAACAAAUUACAUGUUCAACACUCGGUUAGGCACUCCCUCGCGCAGACGCGGGCAUAUGUCAUCCGUGUAAAUGACACUCCACUAUUGACGCUGUUCCAAACGGAUGCUUUACUCUGAAACAAGCAAACAACCAACUCGUGGAAGCCUACCCCGUGUGCAGAAUAAACCGUUUCUUACAAUUCCUUGACACCUGAUACAAGGCGAAAUAAAAUUAUCGUGUGAGGUUACAGUGGUUUUACAUCCUUGAUAGCCGCUGGUUACUAAAUCACCAACGUCAAGACUGCGUGCAAUAAAUAUUGUUAACAAUUUUUGCUCGUCAUUUUACCGGACUCCUCCGCUAUAUACGUUAAGUAUGCAGUAUACAGUGCUAAAAACCAUUUGCUUCGUUUUAUUAAAUAAGUCUCCCGUUAUAUUAUAUUAGAAUUUCUAAAAAUAAUGCUUUCAUGACGUCUCAGGUUUUCCUGUCUCAAAAGGUAGCUUUAUUUCCCAGUGGAUCCCACCAAUACUUGUUUGUGUAGUACAGUGCCUCAGUAGAUAAUGGUAACAUCUGCACAAAUUAAGAGCCCCGACAGCUUUUAUUUUCACUUCUUUUAUUUCCAACAGUUUAAUUUUCCUCCAACACCGGUUUCCUUUAUAUUAUAAAGGCUAGUGAGUGUAACCUUCAUUUAGGAGUACACUCAGGUUAGUUGCCCUAAAUGGAAGUUCAGCCAUUCAAAAUAUGACGCAUUUGGAAGCAGAAGCCAUUGAUUUUCAUCCUUAUAUAUUAGGCGUUAUUGAAUAUUAAACCUCCCCUCUAAGCUGCCAUCCGCAUUUGCUAUUGACAGCCCUAGUUAUACCGACGGGCCCGUAUUAACAAACGUAGCUGGUAUUUUCUUCGUAUUAUUAGAACGUUUCAGUCGAACUGCCUUAUGAUCCGAACAUUUAGUCAUUUCUUGUAAAUACCUGUUUCUUUCCAUUAUCCUCGUGCAAAUGGAAAGACGUAAUUUGGCUGAACAUAUGAGCAUUGUUAUCCUGGCAAUGAAAACCACUUCUAUAAACCCCUAACAAAGGUCAACGGGACUCCAUCUGACGUCCAAAUAAUCGUAGACCAACUCACUUAGUCAGACAUUGACAAGGAUACAAGUACCCCCUCUCAGACUCCAGAAAAUUUUGGAGAUUAUUCGCCUUUCAAGUUGCUCUCAACCAUUUCACUCAGCGACCAUGUACGACAGUGUAAUAGAUUCAGUUUAAAAUAAUGGGAUUUGUAGCGGCUAAGCGGUAAUGGCGUCUGCUCAGUGCGCCACAAACUCAGGACAUAUCCCAGGUUGUAAGAGGCCGGACGCCAGUUGAGAAGAAGAUUAUUUAUUUCGUACAGAAUAAUGAACGAAAGUUGGCAAACGGACCAGGGUGCCUCCGGCUCCGCGGAGGCGGCAUCCGCGAGGGCGACGAGCCGUGUGUCGCCGAAAGCCGCUGCUGCAAAAGUGCCGUGGCAGAUUGUUUACGCAGUGGUCUGGACUGUGUCCGCCGGUGGCGAACCAAUCAGCGAGAUGAGUUGCGUUGAUUGGCUCCGAGCCCACGCGAGGGUAGUGGUAAGCCUCGCAUGAUGCAGACAGAGAAUCGACCAGAUGCGUGGUGCAGACAGUGAAUUGCAACGAGACAAAUCGAAGCCGUACAGACGUGCGUGCCGUAGCAGGCUGUCGGUAGGGCGUAGUUGCAGACACUAGCGAAAAGCGCGACUUUUCCAUUAUCGCUGUCCUCAACAGAUUCAGUCUAUAUUUGUGAUUUUCCAUCGAGCCCGUUUACAAGUGAUCACGCUUUGUUUAACUUCUGUUUUUAGUUUCCAUUUCUGCACGCCAUUGACAAAACAAAACUAACUUGACUCUAAUCAUGCUAAUAAGGGAUUAGCAUAAACUUUCACAAGAAAUUUAGAUCGUCACAGUAUUUUCUCUACAAAUGACCAAACUGUUGCCCACGAUAUCUUGGCGCACUGGAAAACUUCAUCAACUUUACAGCCAUUCUUGGUGCCAUUUUUGAAGGAAAAAUAUCGACACUUACUUCUCAGAAAUGUUGGAAAUUCGUGGCCUAUAUUGGCCUUGCUGUUAGUGAGGCCGAUGACAGGCAGAAAGGAAGUCUUAACUUUGUUUUGAAAAAGUGCUUCCAAGAAUAGACAGCCCCUUGUUGUCGCCUCCCAUUUCCAUAAUCCUGUGGUUUUAACUCCGAGGAUCUAAGAGACUUUCGCCUGGGGGCAAAAAUCCUUCCAUUUUGGUCAAACUAAUUUCACCAAUAGAAGUAGGCUUUAGUCCCUCUAAUCGGGAGCGUUCAGCUGAAUAUCCUAGAAAAAAUCAACUUUUCAGUAGCCGGGAUAAAGCUCAAAUGGAGCUUAAUUUUCUCCUCAUCAAUAAACAAAUAGCCUUCUGCAAAUUAUUACCAUUUGAAACUCGUCUCCGAGGUUGGCCGUCCAUCUAGCGAUAAUAACCUUUUCUCUGUAUUUCCAGCAGUUUUAUUUGCAUCUGAUUCUUCACCUGACCACAUUGUCCCUGUUUUAUGUGAAGCCUACAACUUUGUAGCAUCUUUAAGAAGCGGCAAUCACCCAAAAGAUGCUCGCAGUUUUGCCAGGACGGUUGGUGUUAGCAUUAGUAGUUGGCAAACUCCAAAUUUAUCGUCGAUGUUCGAGGCACAGAAUAGUGACGUGGUUCAAAAAACUGGGCCAAAUCCACCUCAUUCCUAUGUCCGGCCAAUUACGCCUGACCUAGUGGUGUAAUCGAAUAAGCCGGAUAAUACUCCAGGGAAAUCUUUGUCUGUCCCUAACCCAAAUUCUUAAAUUCAGGAAGGCAUUAUGGUCAGGAAACCUGAUAAAACAACCGCGUCUAAGAUACAUGCAAACAAUGCAGUUGGUGGUAUUCCAAACCAGAUAGCUUGCCAGACCCCCGAAUAAUUGAGCCUGCUCAAGUUGGUAAUAGUUUUUCAAAACCGUUUAGUCUGUUUUGUAGUAUAAGUGUCCCACCAUAUAAUGUUAAUCUUUCCUGUAUUUUUACAACCUCACACAGAUGCAUUUCUCCCUAUGAAUUCAACCCUAGCUUGUAUACGUGCAAUAAUCUCUCUGUUAUUGUUGAUAAGGUCUUCAAAAAUUGUAUGUUGCAGAAAUUUUGCAUUCUCCUUCUUAUUUUACUCUUACAAGUUAAUUUUCCGCCACCGACUCUUCAUUUUUUGUAAACAGCGAUGAGUGUAACAUGCAUCAUAGGAAUACGCUUGGUGAUGUUCCACUGAAUGCGAGAUCAGUCGUUCAAAGUAUGGCCUGGUUUAUGACGGAGCCUUUGAAUUUGACCCAGUUGGUUUGUGCAUUAGGGAAUCUCGAGCUCAUUCUUUAAUUUUCGACUCGGCGUUCACUAUAGGUGAUCUCAAUGUAUGCCGGCAAGACCGCGUUGAACUACGUGGCGGGAGUUGCCUUUUUAUAUCAGAGCCUCACUUGUUCAUUGGCCCUACGAUCUGAGCAUUUCUUCUUCCUCUGGAGAUAUCGGUUUCGUUUCGAUAAUCCUUACGCAAAAUAGGGAAGCCAUAGUUGGAUGUGUAUGUAAUCCUUCUUGUUACUCCGGAAAAGAAAGCCACUUCUGUGAACUCUUUGAAAAAAUCACAGAAACUUCGUUCGAUGCCCAGACAAUCGUAGGCGAUUUUCAUUUGCCAGAAACUGGCUGGCAUACACAUACCUCCUCUCUUAAAUUUCAAGAGCUUCUGGAUACCAUUAACUUUUCAAACUAGUCUCAAUUAGUCCACUCUUCGACCAGAAACGAUAGUACAUCAAUCUACUGUUUAAUAAUAGCAUCGACCCUUCAUUUAUAAAUAUAAUUAAUAAUUAUUUUUAUUAAAGCACCGUCGGGGUCCCAUUAAAGCAAGUAAAAAUAAAUUUACAUGCGAAUUUUAGACAAGGUAGGCAAAAUCUGUACAAAGUGCAAUACACAGUUUUUGAAAAAAACUCCAUAACCCUCUCCACAACGGUGUCGGAGAAUUGACACAAGCAAAUGAGAAGAAGUAGUUUACAAAUAGCAAACAAUGUAGAAAAAAUAUAAGAAAAGUAUGCACAAUCGUAGUAGCUAUCAGACGAUGUGUAGAAAGGGUUUCUUUGUCUGCAGCAAGUUCCUAAAAAGGGGGCAGUAAAUGUAGUGUUAGAGCAAUGAGUAAAAGAUGAGAAAGUUAGAGUUGACUGCUGGGCAGGCGUAGUAAGCAGUGAAAUAACGCGUGAUUUGAAAUACUCAACAAAGAGGUGCCUUAACGCGUUAAAUGAUGACAAUAAUUCAUUGUUAUAAUUUUGUCGCCGUAGAAGGCUUGCUGGAGUAAAAAAUAAUCUCUCGGUUUAGAAGACCCUAACUUUUACCAUAGUAUAAAUUUGGCAAGCAUCAAAAGUAAAUAGAAGGAAUGCUUUGUUUAAAAUGGUCAUUUCAUGGUCAACUGGAUUGUUUUCAACCAGAUAUUACGAAAGACCCCUAAUCGAGGAAAAUUAUACUACUCAAGUAAUUACAAGUUAUUAUAUCACGAAAUGCAACUCUGUUUGUUUUUAUCCCCUGAACCCAUUCUAUGCCUUUUACCACAUACCUUGUAAUCAAAUAUUAGAUUAGUAGUGGACACGAACUAACGUUAACGUACAUUUUAAAAUUCAGACUUUCGGUGUCCCCGGACGGAGAUAACGUUGGAAGGAGUUCGGUAUCGGCGAUCUCCUUUGACACCUAAAUGUGUCGCUGAGAACAAAAUACCUACGGUUGACGUACUUUCCCGAGGUUUUCUUGGCGUCUUGCGCUGCCACCGCACCGACCUCUUGACUCACGAAACCAAUCGAUUGCACUUCUUUAAAUUAACUCCUUCGAGCAGUUACUUAAGCAGGUAUUUUGCCGAAUGGUCUCUGUAAUGUUAUAAAAAAUAGACUCGCGACCGGAGAACGAGCGUUUUUUUUAUGUAAAACCACCUCAUCGGAAGUUGAGACACGAGGGUGGUCCUAACAGAGGUUGCCAAACAAACUCCUCCGUGCGUCCCCCCAAAUUAGAAGGCUGCUUAACCUGUUAGAUGGAAAUAGUUAAUUGGGCGAGGGUAUGGAUUGUCCCCGGGGUCAGCAAAAAAUAAACUUAGGACUCCGUCUAACAGGAAUGGUGGUAAUAGGCGUUAUACAGGUGAGGCCAUCGGACGCACACAGAAGGAAAUCAGGAAAUUAAUAAAGACAAAAAACACAAAAUAAUAUGGAAAGCAUUUUAACGUGCUUUGAAUGUAAACAGUAAGUAAGCGCACAAAUUCAAAAAGCUAACCAAAAACGGUAGUCAGGGUAAUUCAGGCAAAUGAAUAAACCUCUGUGAACUAAAUAACGGAAGCUCAGGUUCCAGGGGAAAUAACAGCCGAUUGGAGUUGGCUGCAGGCGGUUAUCAGACGUGCAAAUGCCGCAGGUUAAGACCCAUGCCAGGAGACGUUAUAACCGUCAAGAAUUUGCUAAAGAUACAAAGCAAAGAACAAGAAGGAAGUGUGACAGGGUAAGCUAAGUGCAGUGAGAAAAAUUAAAAAGGAACUGCAGAUCUAAUAAUGUAAAGGGACAUGGCUUACAAGCAGAUAAUUAGGUAUAGUAAUGGAAAUAAGUCAUGGUAAAUAUCGCGGAUUUCGUCAUCAAAAAGAAAUUCUCACCCUGAUUACUGAAACACAUAAAGGCAGUCCGUCCAUGUAGAUAUAAACAUAAAUAUCUGUAAGUUAAAGGUAGUUGCAAUAGUAGGAAAUAGCGACAAGCCGUAGGCUAAUUUCUUUUUUAACACAGACCACCGCAUACCAGGGUCGAAAUUUUGUGAACAAAAUCAAAGGCCGCCAUACCAAUGCAAUUUAAGUGUAUUGGAGCCGCCUGAAAAGAAGAUUACACGAAGGCGGCCCUGUGUUAGGCUGAACUGUCUGGGCCCACACUGACAAGAUACAAUAUCGUCUAUGGUUUUGACUCAACGCUGCUGGCCUGAAACAAGCGUGAGAAACCUUCCUGUACCACAUGGCGGAGGUUUACCCUGUGAAGCAGCCUAACAAUUGAUAAUCCUAUGGAACUGGUUCAAAACAGCCAAUUCUCUUAGCUGUAAAAUGGUCUUAUGUAUAAAGUAAUCUAAAAAUAUUCAGUUUUUGGAAUCUCGUUGAUCGUGGGCAAAACCUUCGCGUGAAAUCUAAUAUGUCCGGGUUGGGGGCACGCUAAUGAGUCUAUAUAGACAUUUCUGUCGCGCCUGGUUCUUGGGACGAUUGCCUGCAAGUCCACUAUCACUGGCCUGUGAAACACGCAGGUUAAGCCUGGCUGGUACAUGGGAGAAACGUAAUCGAACGGCACCCACUUAAGUAAACGUAGUAGCCAUUCUUAUGUACUAUUAGGCCUACCCUGGGAACAAACCAUACCCUUACCAAAGUCUUCUUUCAAUACCCCCACUGGAUACACUUUACUACUAUUUGACGGGCGUUCGUUCCUCUCUAAGACGCUUGUGCACUGUUUGUCAAACCGUGACCACAUUACACAUCUCUUGUCCACGGACCAAGAGCUCUCCAUGACAGGAACCGUACUGUCGUUCAUGAAUUCAACAACUGAGUACACCUGCCGGGCCAGUGUACAUUCUCAGUCGUGCAGGCAUCAAAAUGCGUAGUUAGAAAAUGCAUAGUAAACAUAAAACUACAUGAACAAUGUGUAAAUAGAGGAUGAGGCCUAAAGUCACCGGAAAAUGUCGUUUUGCAUCAAAGGUAUGCAACAGGGGAACAAGGAAAAAUUCAUCGUUAAUUUUAAAGGGAACGUGUUUACAUACAACGUCCCAAGGGGCAGCAGUGGUGAAAGUGUACGCCAAAACGGAGGCUUUAAACAUAAAAAACGUGGAAGAGGACACGGACGUUGUAAACAAUCUCGGCAGUCUAUAAAUGGGCGUUAAUGUAUUUCGGUAGCCGACAUAGAUGUCAGUACGCAUGAUCUACCGCCGAUGAGAACCACAUUAUCGGGCGCGUCCGUGGACAAAACAUACCCGUUAUGUAAAAUAGCGGCCGAUCCACGGGGUAACUAUAAAGACCGUGCGACUCCUUCACCGUCUUCCAAUAGCACGGAAGAUGUUGGCAACUCAGGCAGACGUCGCUCACUAUACUGUCUGCAAACAUGUGCGGCGGCUUUAAUUGGUCUUUUUAUGAAGCAACUUUAGCAUGACACUCAGGCAGACAAGGUGCAUAUAAUCGAUUGAAAAUCAGGCAACCAUAUCAAUAGGCAAAUCUUCGAAUGAUAAUCUGCCCUUGUGAUGCGGCGCCUGACUUUGCAAUCCGAAUGACCUGUCGUCCCGCAAGUGUCCACUAUACGUUGGAAAUGGCAUGCGGCUAGCAGUGGGCCUGCCUUCGUGAAAACACCUAGAGUAGUUGCUGUUACUCUUACGAAAUAACCUACCUGUCGCAUUCGUAAUAGCCAUUAUGGGCUUUCACCUGCCUGAUAUAAGACCGGGCAAGCGUGUCGCAGAUGACAUGGUCGAGGACCACCCUGACAAGAUCAUCAUUUGGUGGAAGAGCCAGACCAAUAUUUAGGAGGUACUUCAGUUCAGACACGCAGUCCUCCAAGAAAUACUCCAAGGGGUCAGGCUUGCCAUAUCCGAAGAAAACGCUGACAACAAAAGGUUGGCCAACAACCGGACGGCUAAGACGACUAAGAAUAGGACACAGGCGUUGAGUGGAACACUUUAAAAUUUUCCUUCCGUCAGUGUGCAAUUGAACGCAAAUCUCCUGAAUUCUGGUUGCCGGUCGACGGGGCAGCUCGUCCAGUCGACUUCGUCAAAGCCCCAAAUGGACAUAGCACCCAUUCUUCAGGGGCUUGCUAAUGCAUGAUCGUGAGGUUUGCAGUAGCGUCCGCGAGUCGAUGGGUACGUCUGGAUGGUAGGGUCGUAGCAUAUUCAACAGUUUAUUCACAAUGGAAAGUGGCAGCUGCACGUCAAGGCAGAAUACUUGCAAAUCUGCCAGAAAACAACUGCCUCCAGCUGGGUUUGUACUAACCGCCUCAUCAGCUACCUCUAUACCCAUGGUUUGGGUACACACGUAAACGACCUACUCGUAGGAACUUCUGAAUUCAGAAUAGGCAUUUGCCUUUCAGGCGAAUCAUACGCUACCGCGUAUGAUGCUGAUGGGAAAGAGCACUGGGAUCCAUCAACGACGGCAUUGUAUGCUUGUCGCACUUAAUGCGCUUGUAGGUAUGCUCCGAUGGUAUCCGAAGUAGUUACGUUUCAUAUUUGCUUUCCAUGGACAGUAGAAAAGUAAUGCAUAAUGGGUUUACGUGAGGUAUAAACUUGCAGACUUUCUCCAGAGUUACCAUUCCACUGUUAAACAUAACUGGCACCCCAGAACUUUAAAAUUAAACAGUAAUCACAAUAAUUAGAAUUUACAAACAUAAAAAACAUUGAAAGAAUUUGAUUUUACGUACCCCUGUUGCAACAACUGUUUGAAAUGAAUAGGCAAUCGACGAACGAACGACGUUUACCAAGCAGCUUACCCAGCAGAUAAGGGCUCCACAUGUGACCCACUAAGACAGAGCCCCGUUUUUAAUAAUAGAUGAAAGGAGCGCUCGAGAAGGCUUCAGCGGCAAAUCUAUACGUAAGUGAUUAUUUAUUUAGGACUAAUUUGUUUAUUUUUGCGGUAAAGUAGACUUAAGUACGCGGUAUAUUACUUCUCUUUAAUUCGUGAAACAUGCACUAAAUCGUGGGGACAUGUCCCUUACCAACCCCCUCCAAGCCCCGCCUACCGAGAUGGCCACGUGCAGGCAGGGAAAUUAAGUCUUUGUUGGGUGUUCAUCCUUCCCAUUCUCGAAUAUUGCUGCCCAUUAUUUAGUUUAAUGAGGGAGACUAGUCAUUCUGAGGCUGAAAAUAUUCAAUAGCAUUUUUCUGGGGAGGAACUGAGUACGACACCUCCAAACACUUCCUACUCAAAUAGAUGUCAUAAUUUAACCUAAAAUUUUUAUGGGUUCGGGGACUAGAGGCCGGCUAACGUCAUUUUUCGCAUUAGUAAUAGUUCAAAGCUUACUCAGAUUUCAGCGCUUGCCCUCUGUUACUCGUUCACACUGCUCUCGUAAUUCUUCCUUGAUUGCAACUCCUCCCUCCUCCUCCACCCCUAAACACCCUUUUCUGCUCCAACGUAUAUAUUUAUUUGAAUAACCUGCCAGUCAAUACUAGAUAGUCAACUUGUCUAUACGCUUUCAAGAAAGUGAACUCGCUGGAGCGGUGCGCCUCAGACUUUUGUCCAAAUUUGAGAUGGCAAGCACGUCUUUUGUUAGGAACAAGCAAUUUUGGACAACUGUCUGAUGCGUCUUUAUCUUUGGGUGCUAUUGCACUAUUUUUGUUUACUCCUCAUCUGGCAAAUCGGGGGUUCUGCGUCUAAACGUAACAGGCUUCCCGAUAUCCGUGGAGAUGCUUAGUCUCUCACGUAGAUCAGCCAUUGCAUCAAAGUAACGAAAAGCACUGCUUUUGUUCGAGCACUUCCCGACCUGGGCAGCAUCUGAGAUUAAAGUAUGCUCCUUCCAGUUUUAAAACUCCGCCGUGGUCAAUAAUUGCGGAUGUGGGUCAAAAAUAUGCAUCCGACUAAAUGUACUCGCCCUUCUUCUGUUCACUUGCGGUCUCUCCCACCUCCGGUCUUCUUGACUUGGUCAUGGCACCGGGUCAAGUUGUGGGAGGAGAGGGUGCGGUGAAUGCUGCGUAAGGCUACCACCACUAUGGACUAAUUCACGCGGAAGUCACCGUAUCUACUGUCCCUCAACUGUGGAGUACAUUAUGGACACCGUCGAAAUCGGCAGCCGAACUGUCAGUAUGCUUUUAAGAGAAGACUAAGCCCAUAUUUUAACAUUGACUUGACUAACCCUUUAUUUCCUUCAUCCUUACCGAGAAGGUCUAUCCAUGACUUGAAUUAAGGACCAUCGGGCAUUUGGGACGUUGGCGCUGCCAAAUUACCUUAUCGGCCCAAAUUUCCCUUUUCGUGUGCAAUUUCGCUUUCCACGACCCCUCAGCAGGAACCGCAAGUUUUUUCAAUUCACACAUUGCAUCCUUUGCAUAACGCGAUGCCCACCUUGACCGACCCCUCAAAGGAGUAAUUGAGAUCAGACUGAUGUGCACGAAGUAGACCAUCUGUGCAUCGCUCGCCACAAAUCCUCAUCAGGAUUUUUGUGUGGUCUCUGGAAGACCGAAGUCUCACCCCAGUUGUCGAACUCACGCUGGGUCUGUCAAUAUAUAACAUCCCCUGACACACUAUAAUGAUGCUUAGUUCUCACCUACUGGUUUGUCCUUGUAGUUUUAUCCUAGCUUUGGGAAUAACCUGUCCUGCUCCUCCAUAUCCCUCCGAGAAGCAGUUUUUCUCCUAAAUGUUAUUCGAAAAUGAAGGCUCCCUAAACACACAUUUCAUUUUUAAAUUUUCAAGAGUUAUUCUUUCGGAACUCGUCAUUUGUUUCCACAAAACACUUGCAGUUUGAAAUUUGCGGAUGUCAUUAUUAUCAAGAGUGUCGCAUGUGAAACGCAAAUCACCGGCGGACGCGAAAAAGUUGCCAAACUCACAACACAGUUUCUAAAUACUGCCUUCCACCUGACAGCUCAGGCAGACCAUUACUAUCUACAUUGUAUUUUUUAUCCAAUUAACUCAGAUAACUUUGUCUGGAUAGUGCCCUGUAGGUUCCAAAAAUAAAAUUGAUAACGCUCUUAUUUUUAUCCUUCUUAUGGUAAAAGGGAAAGGAUCAAAAAAUAUCCAGCGGUAUCAAGAAUAAGGGAUGAACAAAAUUUCAAUUAAGGGUUUUAUUUGGGGUUAUGGAGGGGUAAUAUCCACUGGAUCAUACUUAGUGUUUGAAGGGGUUUCGUCAUACUCGAUUGAAAAACGCCUAAAGAUGGCACUGAGUUCGAAUUCACGGUUCUUGCCUCUUUUCUAUCACUCCCAAACGUGCCAUUUUAAAUAAUUAUAAGCCUAUGAACUCUUACAACUUCACUUAUGCACCGCCCUCAUCCGUAGCUCUUGGCAGCAGAUCUAAGAACGUUUUCAAAGGCUUAUUUGAACGUCAAGAUUACCUUAAUUGAUCUUAGAAUAGGACGUUAGUGGUUACUUCAAAUUUUGGUGUGUGACCAUUGUUUGGGUAAGUCGCACCCAGUUACUAUAGUCGAAUAUAGCGCGUCUUUAUCUGAGUUAUUACGCCAACUGUGUCAGAACAAUUACCGUAGGCAUUUUGUACGAAAAGAUUUAGUCAUGGCAGACGGAGUUUGCCGGUAUGGAGUGGAUUUGUUCACUAUGCACAACUGGCGAACAAAGGGUAUAAUUUAGGGGAGUUUCUGAUGAUCCGCCUCUUGACUAAUUUAGUUGCUGUUUACUUUUAUUAUCUGUAACCCACAAUUAGGUUCACAGUUAUGCUCAGAUUUAGGAUUAUCGAUAUGGUCUGUUUUAGCCAGAGUACUUUUUAGGGCUGCGGUUGGGGAAGAAUUGGGGCGAUCAAUCCACUGCUUAACUCGAAUGCGUUUUAUUGUUUUUCUUUCUUAAAACUGUGCACUAUGUGUAAGAGAAGAUAGCCCUUACUUGCUUCAACAGUUAGCCCGAAUAUCGUGCUCGUUUCUGAUGUGGCACGCAUACGCAUGCGCUUCCCAUGUCAACCUGAUGCACUGGACUGUCAGGCAGUCGUCCGUUGUCCGUGAAAUAGCAAAAUUAACUGAUCGUUUCGAACGUUGCCGGAGAAGAAUUAAACACCGGUUAUGUUACGUGUGCAGCUUAAUUGGAGAUCAUGAUUUUGGAACGCCUGGAUCAGGCCUAGUGUCGUCCUUAGUUCCAUUUGUCAGGAGUAAACUUUUUGCAAAAACUGGGUUUUGCUUCCUUCUGAUAGUGCCGACGGUGUUUUAUAAAGUAAGGCCACUGAAGAUUUCAUUUACACUAUUUGGCAACUAAUGGUGUUUCGAACUGCCAUGGCAGAAUGGUUAAUCAGUCCUGAAGACACGGAGUAGGUUCCAUUUUGGGAAUAUAACUAGAUGACAGUACUAUCUAAAGGGGGACUUGAACCGUCCUGAGAUGUUCUAUUUUUACAUACAGGCACUCUGAUAACACUUUGCUGUGAAGUUGCCGGCUACAGUGGCUUCAGAGUUUCUACGAUCGCGGACCGGUGCGAACAUCCUCAAUUUCGCAUAAACACACACGCGCGCGCCGUCUCACGGGCGGAAUCGCGGACAUCCCGGGUCGAGCAGGAUGCCAAAUGCCUGGGAUCACGAACUCUUAGGGGGGACUGCCUGCUUGGUCGUGUAAAGUGUACUUGCACACGUGUGGGCGCAUGCAAUGACAGAAGUUACCUGCUUUAGGAGGGCUGCCGUCUGAGCUACUGUGCACACUGUCAUCCAACUGUGGAUCUUCCUUACAGCGGCCAAGAAGUAGAUCCGACUAUGUUAUCAAAGCAGGAUUCGAGUAGGAAUAUGUGUGAAUUUGAAGAGGUGAAGUAAGCCGAAGCAACAAAUCACUUUAGUAAAUAUUCACUGAACGGUGUGCCAGGCACCUAACAACUAAUCAAUUCUGGGGCUCGAAUCCGCCGCCAAAAAUCCGACCGUGAAUCGCAGUGCCUUACUAUUAGUGUGUGGAAGCAUUACAAUUGGAAAGUAAAGUCGUUGGCAGUCUCGUCGAUAGGAGUGAUGCGCACAAGAAAAGGCACGUUUGUAAGUGUUACCUAUCCGCGAACCGGCUGGGAGUGAGAAAAGUGGAUCGUGAGCCGGUCUACUUAUGCCUGCCCCUUGGCUUGUGCUGGUUGUUCCUGUUGCCACUGCCCUUGUAGUUGCAACAGCGGUGGUUGCGGUAGUUUUGUACUUUGGGGCACUUGUCUGACGUUAAACGGCCAACUCAUAACUGGCACGGACUCGGGGAGUCCGACUGUCCGUGCGUCCCUCCGGUCCGUCCCCUUCUUCGGUCGUGAAUGCUGAGCUCUGCGCGUAGAAGAUGAGCAAAGACUGGUGGUAUUUGAGCAUUGCUGCCCGAGGACCAUCCUUCUAAUGAAGUUCACCGAGUUCGGUUAAAACUAGGCAGUCUGCACUCGCUGCGACAGUAUCGAAGGGAUACUUCAAGCCAUCAAGAAAGAUGUCUUGGGUGGUUUGGGCACGUUCUCUACCGUAAGACCCAUGAGAUAAAUUAUACUGUCCUUGAUCCGGCGCCGUUGCCCGGCUGGAGGCGUCAAAGAGGAGGAAAAAUUAAGACCUGACAUGAUACGGUUCGUUAAAACAUGAAAUCCGUCCUUGGACCCUCGUCAUUCAGUCUCCGUCGCUGGAGGAGAGAGUGGGCUUAGCUGUUCAGAUCCGCUGCCCAGAUCGUCACACUUGAAGAGAUACAAUACGCGACAUCAAAACCGACUCGAUUUGGCAUGAUCACAGUCUCGCCAAGUUCAACUAGUACUGAAUGGAGGAAGUAUAUACUUAUUUCAGAUGAGUCGCAAUAGUACGUACAGUGAGUGACCUAUCUCAUGAAAUGUUGGUUGAAAUUCUGAAAUGCGUUUUCGAUUAGGAAGGAUUACAUGGUCGCGGUUGUAAUAUUGAUUAUCUUAAGACAUACUCUUAUAACAUUUCGGACUUGGCAGGAUGUCGGCUUUUAAAUGCACUUCUUUUCGAUCUCCCGUAGAAAGCGUGCUCGGCAAAAAAUGACUACUUAAGUAGCAUGCAUUUUCCCAUUGAUUUUCGAUGGUCUUUGAAAUUCAAAUAUAUUGUAUAGAAACCAUGAACAAAAAUGUGCUUUUUUAGUCAAUCAAUGGAGAAUCACGUCUUUAUAUUUUAUAUUUAAGGAAGGAGUAUAAUUAGGUUUUCAAAAAGUUUCUUAUUAUGAGACUUUUUAAGACCGCGAAAUGUCCAUUCACAUAGCAUCGUACCUGGCCGUUUACCACCGCUCCUUGUGAAAUGUACAACAUGGUCUGCAUCCAUUGCAAAAUUUUAUGGACUGUGUAUGAUAUCUCUUUAAUGCCAUAGUAAAAUAUGUGAUUUUCUUUACGCGGAACGCAUGCACCUUGUAGAGUGAAAUCACUAAGCGCUAAUGCAACGAAUGAUCAGGCUCAAAAUUAUUCGGCAAUUAGGAAACUUUUUUAAAACCUAAUUAUACUCCUUCCUUAAGUAUAAAAUAUAAAGAAGACGUGAUUCCCCAUUGAUUGCCUAAAAAAGCACAUUUUUGUUCAUGGUUUCUAUACAAUAUAUUUGAAUUUCCAAGACCAUCGAAAAUCAAUGGAAAAAUGCAUGCUACUUAAGUAGUCAUUUUUUGCCGAGCACGCUUUCUACAGGAGAUUGAAAAGAAGUAAAUUUAAAAGCCGACACCCUUCCAAGUCCGAAAUGUCAUAAGAGUAUGUCUUAAGAUAAUCAUUAUUACAACCGCGACCAAGUUAUCCUUCCUAAUCGAAAACGCAUUUCAGAAUUUCAACCAACAUUUCAUCAGAUAGGUCAUUCACUGUAGCUAUUUAGAGUAUUAUGUUCUUAGCCCUUCGUACAGCCGUUCAGACUCUAUCAUGGGAACUACUGCAAAUCACACUGCCGUCAUCGUUUUACUGUUGGCAGUGAUUGUCGCGGAUCCCUAGAUGGCGUCAUCCGGAGGAGGAGAACUGCAAACCAUGGUUCUGGUUUCCAAAAGCCUCCUACAAGAACUGCAUUUGUUCGUUCAGCACAUCCUUGAAACCAGUGAAUCAGGCCUUCUUAAGUAUUUUGUUCAUAUAUUUCUUACGCGUACUUAUUAAUCAUUAAAUCAAGAAUACAGUAAACGUCCUAUUUCACAGAAAUUAACUGUUCUUUCAUGGUUGCUUUCACCUCCUUUCAGGUUUAUCCUCAGCUCAGUCUGCAAAACUAAGAAAAGACAGUAGCGAUUGUAAAUAUCUAGCCCUAGGCCAUGGGUCCAGAUAGUUAAGAGUUAAGUUCAUUCGAAUUUCAUGCAGUAUGCCGGGUUUGAGGUAUUGUUUUGAACUAUAUGUGCUCCAUCUCCUGCGCCCCCCCCACCUCUGGUCUUCUUGACUCUGUCUUGACACUGGGUCCAGGUAGGCAGUAGGGAAGAGGGGGUGCGGUAGACGCUUCGCAAGUCUGCUCUCACUAUAAACUAAUUUACGCGCAAGUCACCGUGCCUGUUGCACGUUGAGGUGUAGUACACGGUGGACAUCGUCGGAAUCGACGAUCGAACUGUCGGAUGUGUUUCCUCAAUUUGAGCAUAGCAACUGAGUAAACUGGCCUACACGGUAUUUGACUUGGAGUCGCCCGCGACUUCUCGUCCGCCCUUAGAAAGCACCCCUUUUAGAUUACUUGGGACGUUGUCAUUUUUACUAUGAUUUUUUAUUGUUAAAGGACAAGCCAUUAGGUUUAUCCCAAAACCUUGAUCAUAAUGCUCAUAAAUCAUAUUGUUUGACAUCUAUUGCGAUAGUGCAUGCCGCUGUACGACGGGAAACCGGGCAGUUUCUCACAUAGACGGUUCCUUCUGGAGGCGAUUAUGAUAAUUCCUACAGUAACGUAUCAGUAUCGUUCCAAAGAACAAUUCGGCCAGAGCGUGGACCAUGCUACAGUUAAUUUUUUGCAUUUCGAAAGAAACUGGUCGGAGGUUUGAAAAGUCUUUGCCCAACUACAAGAUUUGGAUAUCCAUCCUCAUUUUGAUACUCUGACUAUCGAUUGCUUGUAAGGAUAUCUUGUUCACGUAGUUGCAGACCGUUUCAUUUUCGAAAACACGCCUUAUCACUAGUAGGUUUAUUCGGCCCUUGCGGAGCUUGCCAAUUUACGAUAGUGUUUGUCAAGUUUGUCACCCCAGCUUCAAUUACAGUUUGAGCGGUUUUGACAGGUAUCCAUGGGCUCUGAAGCCGGCUAAACCAGCACGGGUGAUACCCGAUUCAUACACCACGUAACAUGGUCCCCCCUCAUAUGUUCUUGUUCAGUACCACGUAUGUUAUCAACCUCUUCCCCGAAUUACGCAGUUUUUUGUCCUCGUUGUGUUCUAGUGUUUUCACAUCCAUGGGUUUCGCACGCCUGAGUCGUAA
Messenger RNA from Spirometra erinaceieuropaei, 17691 nucleotides. The record is from the annotation of a GenBank genome assembly. NCBI's taxonomy places the organism in Eukaryota, Metazoa, Platyhelminthes, Cestoda, Diphyllobothriidea, Diphyllobothriidae.